Pieris macdunnoughi is the source of this 213-nucleotide messenger RNA. Lineage: Eukaryota; Metazoa; Arthropoda; Insecta; Lepidoptera; Pieridae. The record is from the annotation of a GenBank genome assembly.
AUGCCAUUGUCAGCAAAAUUCAGACGCGAAAUGUUAACAGCAAUGAAAACAGCAAAGAAAAAGAAGGAACAAAAUGGAUCUGAUGAAACAGAAGAAAUUGAUACCGAUAUUGUUAGAAACGAAUCGAUUCUAUCAAAACCAGUUGACUCUGCGCAGCCCCUAGCUAUAGAAGAAACAUCUAACGAAAAGAACAUAGAGUCAACGAAAAAGUGA